CAACUUGUGUUAGGUGGAUCUUCUCUUCUCGGUCACUCUAGACUCGCACAGUUAAACCCUCUAGUCUAUCUCCACAAAACCUCGACUUUUACCUUUUCAUCAACUAAACACAAAAAUGGGCAGGAAAUUCUUCGUCGGUGGCAACUGGAAAUGCAAUGGGACAACUUCAGAGGUGAAGAAGAUUGUCACCACAUUGAAUGAAGCUGAAGUCCCUUCAGAAGAUGUUGUGGACGUUGUUGUGAGCCCUCCCUUUGUGUUUCUUGCUUAUGUGAAAAGUUUGUUGCGGUCUGAUUUCCAUGUUGCGGCACAGAACUGUUGGGUUCGGAGAGGUGGUGCGUUGACUGGAGAGAUUAGUGCUGAGAUGCUGGUCAAUUUGGGGAUUCCCUGGGUCAUUAUCGGCCAUUCUGAGAGAAGACAGAUUCUAAAUGAAUCCAAUGAGUUUGUUGGGGACAAAGUUGGAUAUGCACUUUCUCAAGGCCUGAAAGUUAUUGCCUGUAUUGGAGAGACUCUUGAGCAGCGAGAAUCAGGAUCUACAGUGGCUGUUGUUGCUGCACAAACAAAAGCAAUAGCAGAUAAAGUAUCAAGCUGGGAGAACAUUGUUUUGGCAUAUGAGCCAGUUUGGGCCAUUGGCACUGGGAAGGUUGCAACCCCUGAUCAGGCACAGCAAGUCCAUUUUGAAUUGAGGAAAUGGCUUCAAGUCAAUGUUGGUGCUGAAGUCGCUGCAUCAACCAGAAUUAUUUACGGAGGUUCUGUAAAUGGAGCAAACUGCAAAGAAUUGGCAACACAGCCAGACGUUGAUGGGUUUUUGGUUGGCGGAGCUUCCCUUAAGCCGGAGUUCAUUGACAUUAUCAAUUCUGCUACAGUGAAGAAAGAUGAUUGAGGUCAGAAAUGCUCAUUUGUGUUUGUCUAGCUUCAAUAAACUUGUAAUUGUAAUGAAUUUGUCGAUUAUAUGACUGCCAAGAAAGAAAGAAACGUGUGGUUGUCCAGCGCAUUCAAUGUAAGAACUGCAAAGAAAAAGCGCUUGUGCCUGUAAGAAUUCCUAGACUGGGAACUUGUAUGAGGAAAACGAUUUGGUA
This is a messenger RNA of Rosa chinensis, 1076 nucleotides long. Its product is annotated as triosephosphate isomerase, cytosolic. Lineage: Eukaryota; Viridiplantae; Streptophyta; Magnoliopsida; Rosales; Rosaceae. Gene Ontology annotation, biological process: glycolytic process; gluconeogenesis; glycerol catabolic process. The record is from RefSeq and is a predicted model, not a curated record. Bases 116 to 880 code for a protein of 254 amino acids. The transcript is spliced from 9 exons. Gene Ontology annotation, molecular function: triose-phosphate isomerase activity. Gene Ontology annotation, cellular component: cytosol.